AUUAUCAAGUUUCCUGGUUUCUCGGUCUUGAGAAGUCUCAAUAUUACUGCUGAUUAAGCCUUUUCUGCCUCUUCCAUAAAAUAAAAUGGCUGAACAGGGAUCUGGAGAUGAACAUGAGGUUGAUGAAGAAAACACUUUAUAUAAACCACCAGCAAAAAAAGAAUUAAAUGAAAUUAUCAAUGCUGAUGCAGAUGAUCCAAGUUUAAUUGAAUAUAAGAAGAAAUUACUGGGCUCUGGAUUAGAUGGCCCAGUUAUUGUUGAACCCAAUAAUCCUAAUUUUGUUAUUGUGAAGAAGUUAGGUUUACUUGUUGAAGGUAGAGAUGAGAUGAUUCUAGAUCUAACAGGGGAUAAAGAUACUAUAAAAAAGACGUCAUUUGUGUUAAAAGAGGGCUGUACGUAUAAAGUUAGAAUAUAUUUCUAUGUACAACGAGAGAUAGUCAGUGGAUUGAGGUACAAACAGAAAGCUUAUAGAGCAGGCAUAAAAGUUGAUCAGAAGAAUGUAAUGGUAGGAAGUUAUGGACCUAAGCCAGAUCUACAGUCAUAUACCACACCAGAAGAUGAAGCACCCUCUGGCAUGUUGGCUCGGGGAGAAUAUAAAAUAGAUAGUUUGUUUACUGAUGAUGAUAAAAAUGAAUACCUGUCUUGGGAAUGGAAAUUAAACAUUAAAAAAGAUUGGCAGUGAUGAUACCUCUAUACUACUCAACUCUUCUGAUAUUUUGUUAGACUUUAGUACAAGUUAUUUCAGACCACAAUGUGACUUUCUACUCUACAAAGACUGGUUUGAUUUAAACAGAUAUUUUUCUGAAGAAGGUAUUAGAACUAUUCACUGAAAUUACUCGCAAAUCAGAGUCUUUAUUUAAGUUUUAUAUGGAUACACAUGUAAGCUUAUGUAAUAUAUCUUUGUGUGAAAACAAAAUGUCUGUUAGAAUCAUACUUGUCUUUGUCUUAAGACUACAACAAUCAAUUAAAACCGAAACUAUCUACAAAAUAAUAGAUGUUUAUUCAAUGUCAUUGUAAUAGAAACAGAUAAACAGAAUGAUUAGGUCUUAGACCUGUGGCGUAAGCUUAUACUUCCCUUUAUAAAUAUAGAGUAAAGAAAAGUAACAGGAAAUUGCCAAUUUUUUUCAAAUGAAUCAUAUUAAAGAAUCAAUUUCUCUGGACUAAACUUUGUCAAAUUGUGAUUUAUGUUGAAAAAAAACAAUAAUGAUAUGAUUCCCGAUACUUUGAUUUUUUUGUUUAGCUUUUUUCAUUUGUAAAGCUUCAACAAAUGAAUGAUGUGAAUUUUUGCCAAAUAUUAUUCCAACUAUUAUUCUUAAUGACAUUGAAUAACUUUAAUUAUUUAUAUGAUCUAGAUGUACAUGAUUUAUAAUUUAGAAAUUUUGUCUAAUGUUACUUCUUAACGGUAAUGCUAAGUCGAAUUUUAUGAUUUUCUAGCAGUUUUGACUUGUUUUAAACUUUUCAUAUGUAGAUUUAUUGGGUAUAGUUAAUAAUGUAUGAUGGUUAUUGAUUUUUAAAUCACUUAUCCAAGACAAUAUAACAUACAUAAUGAUUUCCAUGAUCAUAAAUUUGGCAUUGUGAUCUAAAAUUCAUUCAUUUUAGAAAGCGAUAAGCAAGUCUCACCUAUUAUGUCAUUGAAAUAGACUUUGUGUUACCUUGUAGGAGUUAAGAAACAAUUGUGAUUUUUUAUUAUCAGCUACGCAAUAGUUUAAACACACGCUUUAUUGAUCUGAUUUUCGCUUAUUAUUAUCAAGGGGUAUCUGAGACAGUUUGAACUUUGAAAAUGGAUUAAAGUUGUAGAUGAAGAGUAUGGAUGUUCAAUAUUCAAUGAUAUUGAAUGUUUUUAUACCAAAUUUUUUAUAUUUUAUAUAGUCAAUAAAUCAAAGAGGAGAGGAACAAUUUAUUUUGAGUAACAUUAAUAUUAUUAUUAUAUUUUGUAUAUCAGUCAGUUUUGUUUAUUAUCCCUCCCUUUCUGUUGUCAAACCCUUUAAAAAAAAUUUCUGAUAAUUGAUAUUAAUAGAAAUAAUUUAACAUUAAAGAUACUGAUUGAAUAGGAUUGUGGUUCAAGGUUUAUUGGUUCUGAUAAUUCUUUGUACUUUUAUUGUAAAAAAGGUCAUGAUAUUGCCUAAAGUUCGGCCAGUUGUACAAUGUUCGUAUAUCACUUGCUGUUUUAAUAUUUUCUGGCUUUCUUCAGUGGGACAAGGUAUUAAAAAAAAUUGAAAAAAUUGAAAUUUUUAAUUAAAAUGAUGUUAUGAAAGCAUGGCUCAGUUUUCUGCCUUCAAUUUGUUAGUAUUCAUCUAAUUUGUGCCUUUAUCUAGUUUAUGCUAAAAGUAAUAAUUGUAUUAUAUAGUAAAGCUUAUUCUUUAUUUUCUUUGCUUUAUACGCGUAGGGGCAUGGUUUGGUUAGGCAUAUAUUUCUUUCUUAAAGCUAUUAGUGUAUCAUAUAAUAUUAGAUAUAAUUGAUUUUAUUGUGAAAAACAUGGAAUAAAAAUCAAAUUAGGGAUUAAUUUAGGUCAUUAGGACCAUUGUUAUAGUUAAAAUAAGACCCAAUAAUUUUUUUAUUUAGGUCUUGUUUUGUUAGUUAUGACAUUUAAUGCUCUCUUUAUUUCUCCUAGUUUUGCAUUGAUAGUGCUCUUUUUAAUACAUUUUCAUACCAACACAGAAUUUUUCAAACAAUACAACAUUAUAAAUGAACGAAUCUUAAUCAGUAAGAAGCUUGUGAAGUUUUUUUAGAUUUGUUUAGGAACUAAAGAUCAAACACUGAAUGAAUGCAUGAUGUGAAAAUAUUAAUUCCAAAGACAGUUAAUAAAAGACAGUUGAAAACUAAUCAUGACAUUCCACGUGACAGUGAGCCUUAUUUACUGCUAGUUCAGUAGUGCUAGUUAAACACAGCUCAGUUCUGCUGGUCUGUCAAAUCUUGCUAGAGACAUAAUUUAUUAGAUGUCAAACUGACACUCCCAGUUUUCACUAGCACAUGAAUUGUCUGAAUAGAAUAUUAGUUACUUUUUUUUAGACUACUUAAAUAUGUAACAGUUUCAUUGUGUUCAUGACCACCUUCUACAUUGGGAAUUCCUUUUUUGUCUUUCCAUUACUGUUCAGAUGUAAACCUAGCCUGUUGAAGUGCUUGUCUGCCAAAUUCUAUCAGCAAGGUGUUUAUUUGAAACCUUACCUACUUAUACUGAAAGGUUUAAGUGGUACAAAAGAAUAAAAUAUUGGGCAUAUUGCUUGUAACAAGCACAGGCAGAGAGCUAGGGAAACCAAAAUAUUAAUUUCAUGUCACAUUUUACAAGUUACACAAUAAAAUCUGUAUGCCUAUCACUGUGGUUUUUACCUCUUAAAUAUAUACACCUGUAUUUGCUUAUCACAUAACCAAUGCCUUAUAUAUGCAAAUAAAACCUGUUUUCUUAAU
Messenger RNA from Lottia gigantea (owl limpet), 3405 nucleotides. RefSeq lists its product as hypothetical. Bases 86 to 682 code for a protein of 198 amino acids. Gene Ontology annotation, molecular function: Rho GDP-dissociation inhibitor activity; protein binding. Gene Ontology annotation, biological process: Rho protein signal transduction. The record is from RefSeq and is a predicted model, not a curated record. NCBI's taxonomy places the organism in Eukaryota, Metazoa, Mollusca, Gastropoda, Lottiidae. Gene Ontology annotation, cellular component: cytoplasm; cytosol; membrane. The transcript has 5 exons.